Chaetomium globosum CBS 148.51 is the source of this 1107-nucleotide messenger RNA. RefSeq lists its product as uncharacterized. NCBI's taxonomy places the organism in Eukaryota, Fungi, Ascomycota, Sordariomycetes, Sordariales, Chaetomiaceae. The transcript has 2 exons. Bases 1 to 1107 code for a protein of 368 amino acids. The record is from RefSeq and is a predicted model, not a curated record.
AUGCCCUCUCCGGCGCCACCAGGCACCGCCCUCUCGACCCUGGCCACGUACCCGCUGGACCUGGUCAGCACGCGGCUCAAGGUGCAGCGGCAGCUGCAGCGGGACGGCAGCAUGGCGGCGGCGGACGCGUACGCCGGCGUGGCCGACGCCUUCCGCACCAUCUACGCGCGCGAGGGCGGGCCGCGGGCCUUCUUUGCGGGGCUGGGGGUGGAUCUGGGGAAGGGCGUGGCGGAUGCGGGGUUGUGGUUUGGGUUUUAUACCUGGUUCCGCGCGCGACGGCUGGCUAUGCGGAGGGAUGUGCCCCAUUUGAGUGGCUUCGAGGAGCUGGCGGUGGGCGCUGCCGCGGGGGCGUGCGCGAAGUUGUUCACCACGCCGGUGAGCAACGUGGUUACGAGGCGGCAGACGGCUAGUUUGCUCGACGGUGGUAGCGGCGGCGGUGACGACAAAGGGGAUAGUGACAACGCGGCACGGGACCUGAGCUUCGGCGAGAUAAUCUCCGAGAUGCGACGAGAACGAGGCGUGCUCGGUUUGUGGGCGGGCUACUCGGCUAGCUUGGUGCUGACGCUAAAUCCAAGCAUCACGUUCUUUCUGCAGCAGGUGCUAAAGAGGGCACUGGUGGCGAGAGAGCGGUGGGACGAGCCGGGCGCAUCAACGACAUUCCUCUUAGCUGCGGCGAGCAAAGUCAUCGCCACGAGCGCGACGUAUCCGUUCCAGAUCGCCAAGGCGCGCAUGCAGGUGUCGGCGGCGCCAGACGAUAAGGGGGAGGGCGGGAGGUCGGGAGGGAGGGACAACAUCUUCGCGACGGUGCUGAGGAUAGCGAGGGCCGAAGGGGGAAAGGCGUUGUAUGACGGGAUUGGCGGCGAGUUGCUCAAGGGCUUCUUCAGUCACGGCACGACCAUGCUGUCCAAGGACGUAAUCCACCGUUUCAUCGUGCAGCUUUAUUUCGCUAUCUUGGCCGUCUUGAAGCGCAAUCCUCACUUCAGGGCGAGGCUAUUUGCGAGGAUCAAAAAAGCCCGCGAAGAGGCGCGGGAACGGUACCUUCGGGCUUCGUCAUCAGGGGCCCAACGAACUCCGCCGGGGAGCACGCUAUGUCAAGGAUGCAGUUGA